AUGGCGCCCGUCAGUGUGCUGUACGUCGCUCCCGGACUGCUGUUCGUCGCGCUGCUGGUGCUGGCGGGGUCCGCGGAGUCAGACGACGGCGGGCCGGAGGGGGGAGAGGAGGAGGACGACGACCACUCGCACGACGUGCUGCACGAGGUGCCGGGCGGGGAGGAGAUGCACCACAAGCCAGAGACCGGAGAGCGAUGGAUGGAUGUGACACUAGCGGCCCAUCUCCUGAGUUUCGGAGCCGUGUCAGAGGUCACCAUGGACUUCAAAGCGAGCGUGCAGUUGAGUAUGGAGUGGCGUGACCCUCGGCUGGCGAACCUGACCGACCAGUCCUGGGUGCCGGUGGACCCCGAGGUGGAGAUCUGGGCCCCCCACGUGGACUUCCGGAACACCAAGGCCAUCAAGAUGACCACGGGCGAGGAGGAGACCACCACGUGGGUUUCACGUGAUGGACUCGUGAAUCGUGUGCAGAGGUUUGACCUUACCGCAGCUUGUGCGAUGAAUCUACAGAGCUUCCCGUUAGACAGGCAAUUAUGCAAGAUUAAACUGGAUGGAUACGAAGACGCGAGACUGCGCUGGGGUUUCCCGUCCCUGUGGUCCCAGACGUCAGCCCCUGUCAUCACGGACGCCACCGCGCUUCACUCACAGUUCAAGAUGACAGGCCUCAGCGUCAAGGCGUACGCCAACUCCUUCCUGCCCAACAUCGCCGGUAAAGGGUGCGUGUACCACAGGAACACCUGUGACUACCAGGACGCGGACCGGUGCCUAACGAACCAGCAGCGAUGUGAGGACGCCGUGGGCAGCCCGGAGUGCGACCGGUGCAUCUACUACAGCGGGUUCUGUACCAACGACACGGACCAAUGCAAUGUGAUCAGUGAGACAAGCAACAAGAACAUCUUCACAUCAGCCGAGAUCCAGCUGCACCUGUCCCGGCGCCUGGCGUACCACCUGCUGCAGAUGUACAUCCCCUCCACCUCCAUCGUCAUCAUGUCCUGGGUCUCCUUCUGGAUCGACGCGGGCGCGGUGCCGGCCCGGGUGUGUCUGGGCGUCACCACGGUCCUCACCAUGACGGCGCAGAGCUCCCGCGCUGCCGGGAUGGCUGAGGUUUCCUACGUCCGGGCGCUUGACGUGUGGAUAGUCGUGUGCCAACUGUUCGUCUUCUCGGCUCUGAUUGAGUACGCCGUCGUCAACUUUGUGUUUAGGUUCGGAGCUAUCUUCGCACGGCGGCGAUCCAGCACAGCCAACGGCAAGGAAUCUUGCAGUAAGUCUGAAGAUGUUGCAUCGUUGAAGAUCCUGGAACCGAAGACAAAACCGGAGGGUACCACUGGGAAGGACAAGGCCCAAAUCAUCGACAACUGCUGCCGCGUGGCGUUCCCCUUGACUUUCGUCAUAUUCAACGCUGCCUACUGGUCCUUGUAUCAGCUUUUAUGACUUAAGACUCCGUAAGAGAUGACUAGCCAACAUUUAAGCUCCAGGCAGAUCCUAGGAAUAGCAGUAUCCAUUGGCCAGAGCGGAUGAGUGACCUAAAGCCAAACUGGACCUCCAAAAAUUGUCACUCCUCCGGCCAAUUGGAUACUGCCUUGCCACAGUAAGAUCUGCUUGGAGAUUACGAAUAUUGUCAUGGUCAGCGUGGGCGCACUAUAUAUACACGGUAGUCUUAGGGCUAGACCAUUCAGAAGGUAAUAUCUACAUGCUGUCUUAAGCUUGUACAGAACAAUAUCUAUGUACAAAAGAAAGCUAGUAACCUUUUGUACAAAACAAUAUCUUAUGUACAAGAGAAAGCUAGUAGCCUUUUAUUCCCGUAUAUAUGACUUUGCGUUGCUACUCGCAACACUGGAAUGGCUCCAACACAAGGAUGUGUAAGGCUUCAAUAGCACUUGAAAUACAAUCGUCGAAUCAACGACAUACUUAUUGUCUUCGAAAUCAUCCCAUUUAUAGAUGCGCAUGAAAAAAUUACAACCCUUUCGGAACUUUAUCAAGCUAGCAAACCAGCUAAUAUAACAAGCUUCCUCGGGCAAAACGUUUUCCAAAUGUUACUUCAGACAGGACCAUCAAGAUGCAUAUUAAAGGAGAAUUGAGAACUAUGUACAGAUAUUUACAAUCCCCAUUGAGGCUGGCCCUCUUGUCACCCUUGGUAUUAAGAAACUGUGAAUACAGACUAACUGUACAUGUAAUAGCUGUAAAACGAAUGGUCUAUGUAGUAAAUAGAUGAUGCAAUAUUCUCGUAUCUACUGGGAAAAUGCAACCUUGAAGAUUUAAUAAACGACGUAAAGUAGCGACGAUAAAAUGUUCCGCCUGCCGAGCCCCGCAGGGCGACGGAUGCUUUCUUUCCGCAGAUAAAACACGAGAUGACAUCGCCGCAGGAAAAAUAACCGCGUCAGGCCCGGUAGGCGCCUUGCAAGAACGGGAAAUUGAGAAAAGUAGCUUGGGGACAGUCUGCCACUUACGAAAAAUGAGCGCUCUUAUCUUAGCUUGCAAGUUCGUCUGCGUUGGAAGGAGUUACUGUGAAGACGGAUUUCAGCUGUAAUUUCUAAGGGGAAAUUGAACUUACUCAACGUUGUGACGGUAAUAGAACCAGUCAUUGCCAAGAAAUAAAUCAUUCCACAGCCUAGCCGGGCAUAAAUGCUGGAUCAAAUUUGCCAGAUAGUUAAUGAUUUCUUUGUGUUGGGAAAUUACAGUUAAAUCUGUCUCCAUAACGGAUGCACUGCCGCUUGGACACCGUCCAAAAGCUGUCAAAGAUAGUUGAAAAGUUUAAACUUUGUUCCAACACUUUUCGGACUUUGUCUUUGUCGGAAUCCGUAAGCAUGCAUAUGGUGACGUCAGGAGUGAAUCAAAAGUGGCAGGAAGAUGUUUAGUAAGCUUAAUGUUAUGGAUAAGAGACAGCCAUAUUUUGUACCCAGACAUUUGAAAAGCAAGUUUCCAGUGUAGCGCUGAAGAUGAAAUCAUAGCUGAUCUGUGUUAAAAACGUCGGCAUCACAGCAUACUGUACUGAAGUAGCUAUAGUCGAGGUAAACUAUGUGACAACAUGUGUCUAUGUGCCUGUCCUAUGGAACAAUAGUUUUAGUACAUGUACAGUAGAUAUAAGUAUUCACGUAUUUAAUAUGCCCAGUGCGUACAAGCUUUGAAUUGAAACAUUGAAAGCAGGUAAGCAAUAUCCAAAUUUCAUAACAUUGAUCGGCAACAAUGCCUAAAGGCAUGUUACUGUAUGAAACUACUUCGUAUGCCAUUAGGAAAUAACUUUGUAUAAAUGUUAUACUGAUGUACACAGGAUGGCAUAUCCAUAAUGUAUAGUAACAAACUAUUUUCCAGCCUAGUAUCCAUCCUAUUGUAGAUUUGGCAUGAAAGCGAUCAGAGCGAACCGGAGCUAAAGUAGGACGGAUAUCAGGCUAAUCAUUUGUGGGUUUAAGUAAUGAUUAAAACACAUUUAAAUGCUAUCAUCUGGAGUAGUUCUUCCAACUUACUUUUUUUCAUUUCCAGCGCC
Messenger RNA from Branchiostoma belcheri (Belcher's lancelet), 3478 nucleotides. Its product is annotated as glycine receptor subunit alpha-4-like. The record is from RefSeq and is a predicted model, not a curated record. Gene Ontology annotation, cellular component: neuron projection; synapse; membrane. The transcript is spliced from 9 exons. Lineage: Eukaryota; Metazoa; Chordata; Leptocardii; Amphioxiformes; Branchiostomatidae. Gene Ontology annotation, molecular function: transmembrane signaling receptor activity; neurotransmitter receptor activity; chloride channel activity. The coding region runs from base 1 to 1428 and encodes 475 amino acids. Gene Ontology annotation, biological process: chemical synaptic transmission; chloride transmembrane transport; signal transduction.